UCAAUUUUGGUUGUCGGGUGCUUUCCCUUUCCCUACCUACAUGAUUGUCAUACGUGCAACAACAUGUCGAAUUCUUUUAGACCUAACAUCACUCAUGUUAUAUUUGAUAUGGAUGGUUUAUUAAUUGAUACAGAGCGAUUGUAUACUAUAGUUUAUGAAGAAAUUUGUUCGGAGUAUGAUAAAAAAUACACAUGGGAGAUAAAAGAGCGCUGUAUGGGCAGAAAAGCAGGAGAUGGGGCUAAGAUAAUGAUUGAUACAUUGCAGCUGCCAUUGACAGUUGAAGAAUUACUAGCAAAAGCUAGAGAAAAACAAAAUAAACUUUUUCCACAGUCUCAACUUAUGCCUGGGGCAGAAAAACUGGUGAAGCAUCUUCAUCAACAUAGGAUACCAAUCGCUGUUGCAACUGGCUCGGCCUCUAAGCUGUAUGAAGUGAAGACGACUAAACAUAAGGAAUUAUUUAGCUUGUUUCACCACAUUGUGUGUUGUGGAGAUGAUCCCGAUGUUAAGAAUGGCAAACCACAUCCCGAUGCUUACGUUGUUGCCCUUCAGAGAUUUGAAAGUCCGAUUCCAAAUCCAGAACAGGUACUAGUAUUUGAAGAUGCAAUAACUGGUGUCAUGUCUGGUAAAGCUGCAGGGAUGUACGUUAUUAUUGUGCCGGACCAACGCAUGGAUGCUGCAAAAACCAAGGAUGCACACAAACGUCUAAAUAGUCUUGAAGAAUUUGUACCAGAGAACUGGGGCUUACCUGCAUACUCCAGUUGAUCA
This is a messenger RNA of Anneissia japonica, 765 nucleotides long. Its product is annotated as pseudouridine-5'-phosphatase-like. NCBI's taxonomy places the organism in Eukaryota, Metazoa, Echinodermata, Crinoidea, Comatulida, Comatulidae. The coding region runs from base 64 to 762 and encodes 232 amino acids. Gene Ontology annotation, molecular function: phosphatase activity. The transcript has 4 exons. The record is from RefSeq and is a predicted model, not a curated record.